AUGGCCGCUCUGGCUUCGAAAUGUUUUGGCAAAUCUGGAGCUGUAGCUCAGAGUGUGGACAUGGUCAGCAGGAGGUCCUGCAGGCGGGGUGCAGUUGAUCAGGCAGGGGUCCUGGAGGUUCGGUUGUUUGAUGUGGUUGCAGGAUCCUGGAGUACAGGUUCUUAUGAAGUAUCUGAAAAUCUUAGGCUUGAAAAAAAAGAUUCAGCAUCAGAGGUCCAAGUACCAGAAAUUCAACAUAGCAAUGGAUCUCUUGUGACUGUAUCACCACCUGAAGACAUGGCUUUAGCUUCCAGAAGGAAGUCUGAAACUGAGCACGAUGAAGCUACCAGAAAUGAGAAUAUUCAUGAUUUUGAUGAAAAACCAGAUGAAAAUCUUGUGCUUGAACAUGAAGACUCAAUAACAGAAAAGAAAGUAAAGAGAAAAAAAACUCCUAAAAGGGAAAGAUUAAUUACUCCUAAUGAAGAACCAGAUGAAAAUCCUAUCAUUAACUCUCCAGAGUCAAUGUCUAAAUUAGAAAUGCAAGCAAAGAAACAAAAAACUUCCAAAAGGGAAAGACUUACUAAUUCUGAUGAAGUGCCAGACAAAAAACUUGAACAUCAUGAUUCAAAACUUGAAAUGCAAGUAAAGAAAUUUAAAACUUCCAGAGAAGAAAGAUAUAAUACUCAUGAUGAAGUACCUUAUGAAAAUCUUUUGCCAAAAGAUCAAGAUUCAGUGCCAAAAACCCAAGUGCAAUCAAAGAAGCAAAAAACUUUCAGAGGGGAAGAACUUAAUAAUCAAAAAUUGGUUCCAAUGACUGAUGAAAGUCCUUUGCCAGAAGACUCAAAAUCAAAAGAUCUUCCACAAAGUAAGAAACGCAAAAUUGCCCAAGAGGAAAAACUUGGAAAACUAGAAUCUUGGAAGAUACUAAAAUCUUGGAAGAAUCUGAUUGGAUUUGACUUUAAAGUGAACAAGAUUUGGAUGAAAGUUUUAAACUUGAAGAUGUAGAGUCCUACACAGGAUACAUGGGUAAAACUCAAGGAAAUAGAGCUUUCCAAUCUGAAAAAUUGAGAAG
Messenger RNA from Sciurus carolinensis (gray squirrel), 1051 nucleotides. RefSeq names its product coiled-coil domain-containing protein 7-like. NCBI's taxonomy places the organism in Eukaryota, Metazoa, Chordata, Mammalia, Rodentia, Sciuridae. The coding region runs from base 1 to 984 and encodes 327 amino acids. The record is from RefSeq and is a predicted model, not a curated record. The transcript is spliced from 11 exons.